Thrips palmi is the source of this 5215-nucleotide messenger RNA. It is a transcript of the gene homer, whose product is annotated as homer protein homolog 2. The record is from RefSeq and is a predicted model, not a curated record. The transcript has 7 exons. Gene Ontology annotation, molecular function: G protein-coupled glutamate receptor binding. Gene Ontology annotation, cellular component: plasma membrane; cytoplasm; dendrite. Gene Ontology annotation, biological process: regulation of store-operated calcium entry; G protein-coupled glutamate receptor signaling pathway. NCBI's taxonomy places the organism in Eukaryota, Metazoa, Arthropoda, Insecta, Thysanoptera, Thripidae. Bases 110 to 1351 code for a protein of 413 amino acids.
GGGGUACAAGAAAGGGGAGGGGGAGAGGGUUGGUUAGGUUCCAGGUAACCCGUCGUCCCGUCGUCUGAAUUGUCAGUCUCAAGUUUAUAUUUUGUUUUCCCGUCGUCGGAUGACUUCUGGUAAAGACACAAUGGGUGAGCAGCCCAUUUUCACCUGCAAGGCACAUGUCUUCCACAUCGACCCCAAAACUAAACGCUCCUGGAUCCCUGCUUCCACCUCAGCAGUCAGCGUUUCGUUUUUCUAUGAUUCAACGCGGAAUCUCUAUCGUAUUAUCAGUGUGGAAGGCACAAAGGCUGUCAUAAAUAGCACUAUAACCCCAAAUAUGACAUUCACUAAGACGUCACAAAAGUUUGGCCAGUGGUCAGAUGUCCGUGCCAAUACAGUUUAUGGUCUAGGUUUUGCAACGGAAGCAGAAUUAAAUAAGUUUAUUGAGAAGUUUCAAGAAGUAAAGGAAGCUACAAGACUUGUGGGUGGAGCUACUAAGCCAACAAGUAAUGGUCAGAGCACAGGUGUAACGCCUGUCACAAGUGCAAAUGCAAGUCCAGUUAGCAACAGAGCUGCAUCAGCUACACAGGGUCAAAAUCAAUCUGAUUCUCAACAAUUGCUAGAGCCUCCUGGAGCUCAUUUGAACAACAGUGGAACAGCUACAAUCAAAGUUGAUGGAGAAGGAGGCACCUCACAUGUUCGAAGCCAGUCAUUGUCUGCUGGAGAAAGCCCCAAGCAUCAGAUUGGUGACAAAUCUUCAGCACCUUUAGGGUCAGGGGAAGCGCAAUUGAAGUAUGAAAAUGACCGACUGAAACUAGCCCUUGCUCAAAGUUCUGCAAAUGCUAAAAAGUGGGAGGUAGAACUUGCAACACUUAAAAGCAAUAAUGUGCGCUUGACAUCAGCUCUUCAAGAGAGUACAGCAAAUGUUGAAGAGUGGAAGAGGCAGCUUCAGAGCUACAAAGAGGAAAAUCAACGUUUGAAGACACGCUAUCUUGAGCUAGAGGCAGCCAAGGGGAGCACAGAGGCGGCUGUAGAACUGCGUAAAGAGCUGGCAACACUCAGACUUCGAAUUGAGACUUUGGAAGGAGAACUUACUAAUAAAGAUGAAGAAAUAAAACGACUUAACAUGUUGAAGCAACAGCAGCAGCAAAAUGCAGCUCCUGCCGAGGAACGAAUCAAGAGUCUUCAGCAGGAUAAUGCCGAGCUUCAGGCGGCCAUGUCCUUAGCUCAAGCACAGUUGGAGACAGCUUUGGCAGCUCAGGACUCGCAGCGCAGAGUCAUAGACACCCUCAACAACCAGCUGGCGGGCCGCAUUCAAGAACUCACCAUGAUUCACCGUGAAAUGACUACAGCUCUGCAAACCUGAGCAGAGGAGUUUUCCCCGUCUAGCCAGUUUUCCAGACUAAGUGUAAGCACAUCCCUCAAUCUCUUAGAAGACCAUCUUUUACAACUCUCAUGGAAAGGUGGAACAAUAUCAUUCUUUGUUUGAUCAUGGCCUUUUGAGACGUGGCUGAGCUCUCCUUUAAGGAUUCCUCAGAAAUGGGGUAUAAACUGAGGACCAUUUCUUUCAGCGUUGUUACGUUUUUCUCCUUUCACUUUUAAAUUAUUUGACUUAAAUUGAAGUCUUGUAUAUUAUAUUUAUUAAGGCAACAUGUAAGAUUUUGAUCUUAUCUGUUGCCUUGCAGGCUACCAUGUCAAAAAUUUAGUGUUAGAUUGUUAAAGAAUCAAUAUUGACUAAAAUAUAGAUAAAUUUAUUAGUGGAAGAUCUGUGCAAAAUUUAGAACAAUUUUCAACAUUUUCUCCUACUUUGACUUCAUCUUCUCUCUCUCUCUCUCUUUCUCAUUUCUUACUAAUAUUGGAAAUAUUGGUAGUAUCUGGCAGCUAUAUAACAGCACAUUGCAUAAGUCAGAUGAUAUGCUUAUGGUUAUGCCUUAUAAACAUGGAUAAAAACUCAAGAAAAGGUUAAAGAAAAAAAGUAGCAGGAAUUGCAACCUAUGUCUAUUUUGUGUAUCCUGCAUGUUAAGAUCAACUACAGUUUUAUUGAACAGUAGGUGAUAAACCUCAGGUUUAUAAAUGAUAAGCCACUGCUUUAACAUGUGAGCCUAUCCUAGGUAGAGCAUAAAACCAAGGCAACUCAAUGUCAAAAUGACCUCAACUUGACUUGAAUUCACUUUCCAAGUCAAGGUAAGGGACCAUUUUGAGGUCAAGAUGAUUCAUAUUCAGAUCAAUUGUGACUUCUGUUCCAACUUUGGUGUCAUCUACCUACAAUGUUGUUUACUUUUAAUAUUCCCCUUCAAAGCUUUAAUCAUUCAUUUGUGGCCUUCAUUUCUUAUUUGGUGGCUCUUUAAUUUCCUUUAUGUUCAUCUGUCUUAUUUUUAUCAUGUAUUGAUAGUAGUUUUGAUUUUGAUUUGAGACUCUAGUCAUCAUAUUUGACUGACCCAUAAUAGCCUUUCUUUAAUUUGCAAUGAGAAUGAGUCAAACUGGAAUUGCUCCUAUUUCCAUUGGUUCUUCGAAGAAAAAGUCUACAUCUUCAUCUGCAUCGCCAAUGUUUGUUGCAUCCAUUUCAACCGUAAUUUGAAGUAGUCAUUUUUGGAACAGGAGAAUUUUUAUUUUAUUAUAGAAGGGUGACGUGAGGCCUCAUGGCUUCAAAGCUGUACUCCAUCAUGUAUGUUUUUAUAUUAUUGUUUACUUUUUGUUAUUGUGCAAAGUUUGUUUCAAGUUAUCAAUAUCCUCUGUAUUAUUUGUUAAUCUCAAAGCUGUAGGAACAUAGCCAGUACUGUUUAGAUCAUACAAAUGCUAUUUGUUUCUUUAUUUGCAGAAACACAUUUGUGUUAAAUUCAGAAGCUUCUGGUAAGCGUACCAUUGUCUGAAAAGGCCUGGUGCUUCUCUCGCACCAGUCUUUUCUUUUUUAAAUUGCCAAUGUUUUUAGGCUUGUAUUGAGUUUCAAAUUGUUAGGACAUUGGAUUCGUCUUCUAGGAGAUUCUGAAUUUUCUCAAUAUAGAGGCAGAUUUUUGCCCCAGACUGGACUAUCAAUACUCUGUCUUACUUGUGCAUUUGAAAGGUAUUAUUUUCCAUUGUGGCGGUAUUGUCUAUGGUAUUAUUUGAAAUCUCUCAUAGUAUUAACAAAGACUUCAUUAAGUACAAACACUAGAUUACUAUUCAAUAUGUUAGCCGUUAAAAGUACAUCACUACUACAAACAUUACAAGACUAAAUCAGAGGCAUUUAUUGAAUUUUAAGUUUUAUUAUUAUUAUUUGUAUGUUAUGCUUGUUGCUAGUAGCACCUGUUAUCAAAUAUUUAAUUUUACUGUAUUUCACGUUCUUUUAAGAAGAAAAAAUAAUCAAGAGAGUGCAUCUUUGAUUUAAGAAUAUCCUUACACUGGAGUUGGGGGAAUCUCCUUUUAAAAUGGAAGGUGCACUACAUGAAGCAUGUUCUAAUUAUUAUAGACAAUUUCCUGGGAGUUCUUAUGUUGGCAAUGACCAUAGUAGUGAUGCAUUACAUGCCUUAAGAAGGGUGUGAAGUAUGCUAACAGAGAAGUUGUGACUUUCUCAAGUUGGCCAAGUCUGAGGUGGAGGCAGGGUUUUCCAGUAGGGUACCUUGUGAGCUCAUUCAGGGACGUGUAUUUGUAUUGUGUAAGUCUUGUGCCCAUGUAGGGCAAAUUCAUGUAUCUUCUAGGCAAUAAGAAUGGCUCUUCUUGUCAUUUUGCAUGCUUAUAUAUUUAUUUAAUUUAGUAUUCACAGUUCAGCCUGUGACUCCCUCUCCCCUGUGUUCUCUUUAGUUAUUGUGUAUGUUGUGAUGUGAACAUAUUCUUAUCUCCAAUUCAGUAAAAUGCCCCCCCCCCCUCUCCUUUUUCCCUUCAGCUUUUGUUGCCUUAUUUAGUAUCUUUUGUGUUGCAAAUCAAUGUCAGAUGUGGUUCCUAGUUUGAUCUAAAGUUUUGUGGUGUUUCUGAUUGAUCUGUGAAAGCAUGUUUCUACUCUUACUGUGAAAGAAAAUUGGGGUAUUUAAUCUCUAUUGAACUGUGACAUAAGGUAAUUAUUAAAUAAUCAUACGUUAUUGUGCCAAUGAAACUAUGUUGAUCAUCAUAUUUCAAAUUAAGUGUCGUGAACACUGUUAUGUUAUAUGUCAGUUGUUGAUAAUACUGCAGGGACCCAGUUUUGGGAAAACACAUGUUGGAGGAACUUUGUCAAAACAGUCACUUUCAUGUUCGGAAAAGUAUCAUCUAGAUUGGGGUAUAGUGUGAACUUCUGGUAUGCAAGGCUGAAAUUUGCAUUGUGAACAGAAGUAUUACAGUUUUGAAGUGGUAGAUAUCUUAUCUUGUCAUCCCUCACUAUCAUUGUGCAGUAAAGGCAAUAUUCUUGUAACUCAUGCCAAUUAAUAUUCAUUAUUAAGUUAUAGAAGAAAAGCUCAGAGCUUUUACUAUACUGCCCGAUAGAAACCCCAUGAAGAUUUUUGUACAUUAUACCUUUUACAAACUUACUUCAUUCUAGUGCAUGUUAGUGGUAGACAUUUCUACAAACGUCUGUAUCUGUAAAAGGACAGUGUGCAAAUGCACAUAUAUUUCAAUUGAAAAGUUACCAAGCUCAUUUUUUAUGAAGCUAGAAAACUUUACAUUUUGAGACAAAAGGGUUUCAAUCAAAAACAUUGUAUUUUAGGUAAAAAUUGAUUUUUCAGUCUACUAAACUUGUAUUAUGGAGCAACUCAAGGUCAAGGUACUAGCUGUUCACUGCAACUAUUACAACGUUUUAUAUGCAAUGAUAAAUUACAAAAUUUGUAGUUAAAAAUUUUAUGUGGGUUUCUUUUUUGAAAUAAUUUUUUUUAUACAUAUAUAUAUUUGCAACAUGUUUUGUGGUGACUUUUCAUUUGACUAUAAUAGAAUUAUAGACAUUCUUUUUUUUUUGCAAUUGUUUUCCAAACUAAUGCAUCCUGUCAGACGUCCCUUUUUAAGUUAAUUUCCAAGUCAUGUUUGUUAGUUUCGCUCAUGUCUGCCACUGUCACUGCAUUUCUGAACUCACGUAGCUUGCUGCUUUGUGAUUGUUAAAUCCUUUACACUGUUAGUUUACGACAUUCCAUGCAAGUGAAAAUUUACAGUGAGUAGGGAAUUCCAUUUCCUUGUUGCCAACGGCGAUUUUUAAACUUGUUGAACAUUAAUGCACAAGCUUUAAAUGUACAAAAUAUUGAAAAGAAAAAUUGUUUAGUAAAAAUUAAAAGGCUACAGUGAUCUGUGAGAAGUA